UUUCUCUGCUGACCUUGACGGGGACAAUAAAAGGGACCAGGAGCCCGCCGGCCCCCAGACUCUCGCUUCUGGGUCUCUGCACUGGGGCUGGGGAGUCGGCGCGCCGAGGAGACCCACCUCACCGAGGACACCCGGCCGGUAGCUCCCGUCUCUCCCCACUCACAGCUCCGCGGUUUCGUCUCCGGGUCCGUCUCUGCUCCGUCCGCUCCCCUUACCUCCUCCUGCUCUGCCAUGAUGGACGUGAGCGAGCUGGGCGAGGCCGCCGGCUACCUGCGCGUGAGCCACAAGGAGCAGGCCAAGCUCCAGCCCAGCCCCUUCGAAGGGAAGCGGCGGGCCUGGAUCCCAGACGAGAAGGAGGCCUACGUGGAGGUGGAGGUCAAAGAGGUCUCUGGUGGGAGAGUUACCGUGGAGACCAGGGAUAAGAAGAUCCUGACGGUGCGGGAGGACGACGUCCAACCUAUGAACCCGCCCCAGUUCGACACGGCGGAGGAUCUGGCCACGUUGAGCCACCUGAACGAGGCUUCCGUCCUGCACCACCUGCGACGCCGCUACGCGCAAUGGAUGAUCUAUACCUACUCGGGCCUGUUCUGCGUGACCAUCAACCCCUACAAGUGGCUGCCGGUGUACACGGCACCUCUGGUGGCCGCCUACAAGGGCAAACGCCGCUCGGAGGCCCCUCCCCACAUCUACGCCGUGGCGGACAACGCCUACAAUGAUAUGCUGCGAAAUCGUGAGAACCAGUCCAUGCUCAUCACCGGCGAGUCGGGCUCUGGUAAGACAGUUAACACCAAGCGGGUCAUUCAGUACUUUGCCGUUGUGGCCGCCCUGGGCGAGGGGCCGACCAAGAAAGCCCAAUUCUUGGCCACCAAGACCGGGGGGACCCUCGAGGACCAGAUCAUCGAGGCCAACCCGGCCAUGGAGGCCUUCGGCAACGCCAAGACGUUGAGGAAUGAUAACUCCUCCCGCUUUGGCAAGUUUAUCCGCAUCCACUUCGGACCAUCCGGGAAGCUGGCAUCCGCGGAUAUCGACAUAUACCUCCUGGAGAAGUCCCGGGUGAUCUUCCAGCAGGCGGGAGAGCGAAGCUACCACAUCUACUACCAGAUCCUGUCCGGGAAAAAGCCCGAGCUACAGGACAUGUUGCUGCUGCUCUCCCGGAACCCCUACGACUACAACUUCUGCUCCCAGGGCGUCACCACGGUGGACAGCAUGGACGACGGCGAAGAGCUGAUAGGGACUGACCACGCCAUGGACAUCUUGGGCUUCAGCGUGGAAGAGAAGUGCGGCAGCUACAAGCUGGUCGGGGCCCUCAUGCACUUCGGCAACAUGAAGUUCAGACAGAAGCAGCGGGAGGAGCAGGCCGAGGCCGACGGCACGGAGAGUGCCGACAAGGCGGCCUACCUGAUGGGAAUCAGCAGCGGGGACCUGGUCAAGGGCUUGCUGCACCCACGCGUGAAGGUCGGGAACGAGUACGUGACCAAAGGGCAGAACGUGGAGCAGGUGAUCUUCGCCGUGGGGGCUCUGGCCAAGGCCACGUACGACCGGCUGUUCAAGUGGUUGGUGACCCGCAUCAACAGGACCCUGGACACCAAGCUCACGCGACAGUUCUUCAUCGGGGUCUUAGACAUCGCCGGCUUCGAGAUCUUCGAGUUCAACUCUUUCGAGCAGCUGUGUAUCAACUUCACCAACGAGAAGCUGCAGCAGUUCUUCAACCACCACAUGUUCGUGCUGGAGCAGGAGGAGUACAAAAAGGAAGGGAUCGAGUGGGAGUUCAUCGAUUUCGGCAUGGACCUGCAGGCCUGCAUCGACCUCAUCGAGAAGCCCCUGGGGAUCCUGUCCAUCCUGGAGGAGGAGUGCAUGUUCCCCAAGGCCUCUGACGCCAGCCUCCGGGCCAAACUGUACGACAACCACGCCGGCAAGUCCGCUCACUUCCAGAAACCGCGUCCUGACAAGAAGCGCAAGUUCGAGGCCCACUUUGAGCUGGUGCACUAUGCUGGAGUGGUGCCGUACAGCAUCGUGGGCUGGCUGGAGAAGAACAAGGAUCCUCUGAACGAGACCGUGGUGGCCGUGUUCCAGAAGUCCCAGAACAAGCUUCUGGCCAGACUCUACGAGAGCUACGCCGGCUCCUACUCAGCCGAGCCCCCGAAGGCGGGAGUAAAGGAGAAGAGGAAGAAGGCGGCUUCGUUCCAGACGGUGUCUCAGCUCCACAAGGAAAACCUGAACAAGCUGAUGGCCAACCUGAGGGCCACCCAGCCACACUUCGUCCGCUGCAUCAUCCCCAACGAGACCAAGACCCCCGGGACCAUGGACGCCUUCAUGGUGCUGCACCAGCUCCGCUGUAACGGGGUGCUGGAGGGAAUUCGCAUCUGCCGCAAGGGCUACCCCAACCGCAUCCUCUACGCCGACUUCAAGCAGCGGUACCGCAUCCUGAAUCCCGGGGCCAGCCCGGACGACAAAUUCGUGGACAGCAGGAAGGCCACGGAGAAGCUGCUGGGCUCCCUGGACCUGGACCGCACGCAAUACAAGUUCGGUCACACCAAGGUGUUCUUCAAGGCCGGGCUGCUGGGGGUCCUGGAGGGGAUGCGGGACCGACGCCUGGCCAAGAUCCUCACGCUGCUGCAGGCCCACAGCCGCGGCUGCCUCAUGCGCGUCCGCUACCGGCGGCUGCUCAGCGGCAGGGACGCCCUCCACACCAUCCAGUGGAACAUCCGGGCCUUCAACGCCGUCAAGAACUGGUCCUGGAUGCGGCUCUUCUUCAAGAUCAAACCGCUGCUGCGCUCGGCCCAGACGGAGCAGGAGAUGGCGGCCCUCAAGGAGGAGGCCCGACGCGUCGGGGAGGCCCUGCGGAGGGCCGAGGCCCAGAGGAAGGAGCUGGAGGAGAAGCAAGUCACCAUGACCCAGGAGAAGAAUGACCUGGCCCUGCAGCUGCAGGCGGAGCAGGACAACCUGGCGGACGCAGAGGAGCGCUGCCAUCUGCUCAUCAAGUCCAAGGUGCAGCUGGAGGCCAAGGUGAAGGAGCUGAGCGAGAGGCUGGAGGACGAGGAGGAGAUGAACUCGGACAUGGCGGCACGCAAGCGGAAGCUCGAGGACGAGUGCUUGGAGCUGAAGAAGGACAUCGAUGACCUGGAGCUGACCCUGGCCAAGGUGGAGAAAGAGAAGCUCGCCACCGAGAACAAGGGCAAGAAUCUUCUGGAGGAGAUGGCAGCGAGGGACGAGACCAUCGCCAAGCUGACCCUGGAGAAGAAGGCCCUGCAGGAAGCCCACCAACAGGCCCUCGAUGACCUGCAGGCCGAGGAGGACAAGGCCAACACGCUCGGCAAGUCCAAGGUCAAGCUGGAGCAGCAGGUGGAUGAUGCCGAGAGCUCCCUGGAGCAGGAGAAGAAGCUGCGGCUGGAGCUGGAGCGAAGUCGUCGCAAGCUGGAGGGAGACCUGAAGCUGACACAGGAGUCCGUCAUGGACCUGGACAAUGACAAGCAGCAGCUGGACCAGAAGCUCAAGAAGAAAGACUUCGAGCUGAGCCAGCUGAACUCACGCCUGGAGGACGAGCAGGUGCUCGGCUCCCAGCUGCAGAAGAAGAUCAAGGAACUGCAGGCCCGCGCGGAAGAGCUGGAGGAGGAGGUGGAGGCGGAGCGGGCGGCCAGGGCCAAGGUGGAGAAGCAGCGGGCCGAGGUGGUCCGCGAGCUGGAGGAGCUGAGCGAGCGGCUGGAGGAGGCCGGCGGGGCCUCGGCCGUCCAGCUGGAGCUGGCCAAGACGCGCGAGGCCGACUUCCUGCGGCUGCGGCGGGACCUGGAGGCGGCCGCCCUGCGGCACGAGGCCACGGCCGCCGCCUGGCGCAAGAAGCACGCGGACGCGGCCGCCGAGCUGGGCGAGCAGGUGGACAGCCUGCAGCGCGUCAAGCAGAAGCUAGAGAAGGAGAAGAGCGAGCUGAAGAUGGAGGUGGACGACCUGGCCUCCAACGUCGCCCACCUCGCCAAGGGCAAGGCCAACGCGGAGAAGCUGUGCCGGACCUGCGAGGACCAGCUCGGGGAGGCCAGGGGCAGGGCGGACGAGCUGCAGCGGCAGCCUGGCGGACUGACCGCCCCAGGGCGGCUGCAGACGGAGAGCGGGGAGCUGAGCCGCCGGCUGGAGGAGAAGGAGUCGCUCGUCAGACAGCUGGGCCGAGGGAGGGCCGGCUUCGCCCAGGCCCUGGAGGAGCUCAAGAGGCAGCUGGAGGAGGAGACCAAGGCCAAGAGCUCGCUGGCCCACGCGGUGCAGGCCGCGCGCCACGACGGGGACCUGCUGCGGGAGCAGCUGGAGGAGGAGGCCGAGGCCCGGGGGGAGCUGCAGCGCUGCCUGUCCAAGGCCAACGCCGAGGUGGCGCAGUGGAGGGCCAAGUACGAGGCGGACGCCAUCCAGCGCACCGAGGAGCUGGAGGAAGCCAAGAAGAAGCUGGCGGCCCGGCUGCAGGAGGCGGAGGCGGCGGUCGAGGCGGCCCACGCCAAGGGCUCGUCGCUGGAGAGGACCCGGCAGCGGCUGCAGACGGAGCUGGAGGACGCGACCCUGGAGCUGGGCCGGGCCCACGCCGCCGCCGCCGCGCUGGACAAGAAGCAGCGCAACUACGAGCGCGCGCUGGCCGAGGGCCGGCAGAAGCAGGAGGAGACGCGGGCCGAGCUGGAGGCGGCGCAGAAGGAGGCCCGAGGCCUCAGCUCCGACCUCUUCCGCCUGCGCAACGCCUACGAGGAGGCGCUGGAGGCCGGGGAGACCGUGCGGCGCGAGAACAAAAACCUGCAGGAGGAGAUCGCCGACUUGACGGACCAGGUCGGAGGCAGCAACAAGUGCCUGCACGAGCUGGAGAAAGUGAAGAAAGCGCUGGAGGGCGAGAAGAGUGAGACCCAGGCGGCCCUGGAGGAGGCCGAGGGCGCCCUCGAGCACGAGGAGAGCAAGACGCUCCGGAUCCAGCUGGAGCUGGCCCAGGUCAAGGCGGACGUGGAGCGGAAGCUGGCCGAGAAGGAGGAGGAGCUGGAUAACCUCAGGAGGAACCACCAGCGGGCCGCCGACUCCAUGCAGGCGUCGCUGGAGGCCGAGGGCCGGGCCCGCGGGGAGGCCGUGCGGCUGAAGAAGAAGAUGGAGGGGGACCUGAACGCCAUGGAGAUCCAGCUGGGCCACGCCCACCGCCAGGCUGCCGAGGCCCAGAAGGCCGGGCACCUGCUGCAGGCCCAGCUCAAGGACGCGCAGGCCGAGCUGGGGGACGCGCAGCAGCGAAUCGAGGAGCUGCAGGAGCAGGCGGGGACCCUGGAGCGAAGGAACGCGCUGCUGCUGGCCGAGGUGGACGAGCUGCGGGCGGCGCUGGAGCAGGCCGAGCGCGGGCGCAGGCUGGCCGAGCAGGAGCUCCUGGAGGCCACCGAGCGCGUCAACCUGCUCCACGCCCAGAACUCGGGGCUCGUCAACCAAAAGAAGAAGCUGGAGGCGGAGGUCUCGCAGCUGAGCGGGGAGGCGGAGGAGGCCCUGCAGGAGUGCCGGGACGCGGAGGAGAAGGCCAAGAAAGCCAUCGCGGACGCGGCCCUGAUGGCCGAGGAGCUGAAGAAGGAGCAGGACGGCGGCGCCCACCUGCAGCGGCUGAAGAAGAACACGGAGCAGACGGUCAAGGACCUGCAGAUGCGCCUGGACGAGGCCGAGCAGGUGGCCCUCAAGGGGGGAAAGAAGCAGAUCCAGAAGCUGGAGGCCAAGGUGCGGGAGCUGGAGGGGGAACUGGACGGAGAGCAGAAGAAGAACGCCGAAGCCCAGAAGGGGCUCCGCAGGUCCGAGCGCAGGAUCAAGGAGCUCAUCUACCAGGGCGAAGAGGACCGGAAGAACCUGGCGCGGAUGCAGGAUCUCGUCGACAAGCUGCAGAGCAAAGUCAAGAGCUACAAGCGCCAGUGCGAGGAGGCGGAGCAGCAGGCCAACUCCAACCUGGCCAAGUACCGCAAGGUGCAGCACGAGCUGGACGACGCGGAGGAGCGGGCCGACAUCGCCGAGACGCAGGCCAACAAGCUGCGGGCCCACACGCGCGACGCGCUCGGCGCCAGGCCGGUGUCAAUCCGUUCGUGAAACGUGGCAGACCCGGCCCCGUCUGCGCAUACGCGGAGGCGGGGUCGCGGCGGCGGGGAGAGAGUUCGCGGGCCCUGUACCGCGCGGGUCCGGCCCCCCGGGGAAGCGGACCCCACGGGCCGGGGGGCGCGCGACGGAGGGGAGCUCUUGCUCCCCUCGGGCCCUGAGGUGCAGAAGGCGGGGGGAGAACACAGGCCCGGGGGGCAAUCGGAGCCCCCGGGCCCCCACCCCCCGCGGGAUACAACCACCCCGGCCCCAGAGGUCCCGGAAGGAGGCGGUCACCGCCGGC
This is a messenger RNA of Ornithorhynchus anatinus (platypus), 6352 nucleotides long. RefSeq names its product myosin heavy chain 7B (gene MYH7B). Gene Ontology annotation, molecular function: actin filament binding; cytoskeletal motor activity; ATP binding. Gene Ontology annotation, cellular component: myosin complex. The record is from RefSeq and is a predicted model, not a curated record. NCBI's taxonomy places the organism in Eukaryota, Metazoa, Chordata, Mammalia, Monotremata, Ornithorhynchidae.